Molecule: messenger RNA, 1467 nt
Organism: Eutrema salsugineum
Lineage: Eukaryota; Viridiplantae; Streptophyta; Magnoliopsida; Brassicales; Brassicaceae
Product: G-box-binding factor 1
Exons: 12
Coding region: 287-1228 (313 amino acids)
Biological process (GO): regulation of DNA-templated transcription
Cellular component (GO): nucleus
Molecular function (GO): DNA-binding transcription factor activity; sequence-specific DNA binding
Source: RefSeq, a predicted model, not a curated record
UCGCAUACCUCUCCUCCUAUCGGACUUCGCCACAGCAGAUCGGAGAAUCUCAAAUCCUCUUUUGUUUCCUUUUCCUAUCUUCAAGUUUUCCCGACAGAUUCAAUGAAGCAGUAAGACAAAACCCUAGAGAAGCAAUCCGAAUUGUUUUCUUCGGAGCUGCGACCGGAGUUUUUUUUUCUUUUCUGGUUCUGUCUGAUCUGUCUGAGAGAAGAGACGACGUGUCUGCAUCUUUGUCUCACUCUCUCUACAAUUUAGACUGCGUAACACAAGUUUUAGCGGAUAAACAAUGGGAACGAGCGAGGAGAAGACGCCAUUUAAACCUUCGAAACCAGCAUCCUCGGCACAGGACAUUCCGCCCACACCGUAUCCAGAUUGGUCAAAUUCAAUGCAGGCUUAUUAUGGCGGAGGAGGUACUCCAAAUCCUUUUUUCCCAUCCCCAGUUGGAUCUCCUAGUCCUCACCCAUAUAUGUGGGGUGCUCAACACCAUAUGAUGCCUCCUUAUGGGACCCCAGUUCCGUACCCAGCAAUGUAUCCUCCGGGGGCAGUCUAUGCCCAUCCUAGCAUGCCCAUGCCUCCUACUUGUGGUCCAACAAACAAGGAGACGGUGAAGGAGCAAGCUUCUGGGAAGAAGUCAAAGGGAAACUUGAAAAGAAAGGGUGAAGGAGGUGAGAAGGCGCCUUCUGGUUCAGGGAACGAUGGUGUCUCUCAAAGUGAUGAAAGUGUCACAGCAGGUUCAUCUGAUGAAAAUGGUGAGAAUGCCAACCACCAGGAGCAAGGUUCAGUUAGAAAGCCGAGCUUUGGACAGAUGCUGGCGGAUGCAAGUUCUCAGAGUAAUACUACUGGUGAGAUAGUGCCCAUGAAGCCAGUGGCCCCCGGGACUAAUCUGAAUAUCGGGAUGGACUUAUGGUCUUCCCAGGCUGGUGUAGCUGUGAAGGAUGAACGAGAGCUCAAGAGGCAGAAGAGGAAACAAUCUAACCGUGAAUCUGCGAGGCGGUCGAGAUUGCGGAAGCAGGCGGAAUGCGAACAGCUUCAACAGAGAGUAGAGAGUUUGACAAAUGAGAAUCAAAGCCUGAGAGAUGAGCUCCAGAGACUCUCCGGCGAAUGUGAGAAGCUCAAGACUGAGAACAACACUAUUCAGGAUGAGUUGCUUAGAGUGCAUGGACCAGAGGCCGUAGCUAAUCUGGAGCAGAAUUCUGCUGCGUCUAAAGAUGGUGAAGGAACAAAUUAAAUUAACAGUUAGGAAACAUGGGAACUUUAUAACGGAUUAUUGGGGAUUUUUCAACACCGGAUAAAAACUUAUUUGUAAACCAGUCUAAAGUUAUUUGAGAUCACAUGACUAUACAAUCGUUUGACAUUUUUGUGUAAUAGAGAUUCCACAUAAGGCUGUAAAAGCUGCAAAGCUAUGACUACACUUGUUUUAUUUAGUCUUCAAGAUCGGAUUCAGAUUCUGAAUCUUGGUUUGUUGCC